AUGGGCGCCGGCAGCGAUGGUGGUCGCGGCGGCAACCUGAAGAACAUGGUCAUCGCCUUCCUCGUCCCGCUCCCGUCCAUCUUCUUCUACCUCACCUUCGUCCGCCCGCAAGACGACACCCUCAGCGGCGGCAUCCCAAGCCCGUUGACCUCAUGGUGCGUCGCGCACCCGCUCCUCCUCGCCAACGUCCUCUUCCUCCUCAACGUCAACGUCCUCUUCUGGCUCAUCGGCCUCCUCCUCAACAACAACUGGCUCAUCGACCUGUACUGGACCGUCAUCCCGGUGAUGCUGCUGCACUACUUCCGUGGCCACCCGGCUGCUGUGGCGAACACGGUGAGAUCGGCGAUGGUCGUGGCGCUGACCUGGGUCUGGAGCGCCAGGCUGACACACAACUACUUGAGGAGGGAAGGGUGGGUGUUGGGCAAGCAGGAGGACUGGAGGUUCUCCGAUUUGCGCAAACAGUACGGCAAGACUUGGUGGUGGAUGUCCUUCUUCGCCGUCUACGUCUCCCAGCAGAUAUUUCUGAUUGGUAUAUGCUUGCCGAUGUACGCCGUUCACUCCAGCGACCAGCCAUUGGGUAUCUGGGACCUUGUGGCGACAGUUGCCUGCAUCGCCGGAGUUGUCAUCGCUUACUUUGCUGAUACCCAGCUGCAUGAGUUUGUCACCAGCAAUGAAAAACUGAAGCUGCUGGGUGAACCGACGGUCCCUACCCUCGAAGAUGGCAUGUGGGGUUACUCGCGCCACCCUAACUACUUCGGCGAGCAGCUGUGGUGGUGGGGGCUGUACCUAUUCGCCUGGAACCUGGGGCAGCAGUGGAUGUUCAUUGGGGCACUUGUCAACAGCAUGUGCCUUGGCUACGUCACUGUGCUCGUCGAGCGACGCAUGCUGAAGCAGGAGCACCGAGCAGAGGCCUACAAGCUGUACCAGAAGAGGACCUCUGUUCUGAUCCCCUGGUUCAGGGAGGCCAUCCCUGAACCAAAGCAGAAGGAGACCUAGGUUCCAGGUGUACCGUCUUUGUGUUGGUCCUGUUCCUUCUCUGUGCUCGCCGUGUUGUACCUUCUUGUUGUGUCUUGAUUUGGUCGUUUGCUCUGUUUACGUGUAAUUAACUGUAUUAUGCAGCAUCUCACCUGCUAAUGGUGUAUAUUAAUUAUGUAAUGAAGUUAAUCUGUGUAUCU
Lolium rigidum is the source of this 1175-nucleotide messenger RNA. RefSeq lists its product as uncharacterized. The coding region runs from base 1 to 996 and encodes 331 amino acids. Gene Ontology annotation, cellular component: membrane. The transcript is spliced from 3 exons. Gene Ontology annotation, biological process: lipid metabolic process. The record is from RefSeq and is a predicted model, not a curated record. Gene Ontology annotation, molecular function: oxidoreductase activity, acting on the CH-CH group of donors. NCBI's taxonomy places the organism in Eukaryota, Viridiplantae, Streptophyta, Magnoliopsida, Poales, Poaceae.